Oncorhynchus kisutch (coho salmon) is the source of this 2360-nucleotide messenger RNA. RefSeq names its product gap junction alpha-9 protein-like. Bases 19 to 1509 code for a protein of 496 amino acids. Gene Ontology annotation, biological process: cell-cell signaling. Gene Ontology annotation, molecular function: gap junction channel activity. The transcript has a single exon. The record is from RefSeq and is a predicted model, not a curated record. Lineage: Eukaryota; Metazoa; Chordata; Actinopteri; Salmoniformes; Salmonidae. Gene Ontology annotation, cellular component: connexin complex.
AACGAUGCCCGUGUAAAGAUGGGGGAUUGGAAUUUCCUAGGGGGGAUAUUGGAGGAGGUGCAUAUCCACUCCACUAUGGUGGGAAAAAUCUGGCUCACCAUCCUAUUCAUCUUCCGCAUGCUGGUGUUGGGUGUGGCGGCCGAGGACGUGUGGAACGAUGAGCAGGCUGACUUCAUCUGCAACACGGAGCAGCCCGGGUGCCGGAACGUCUGCUACGACCUGGCGUUCCCCAUCUCCCUCAUCCGCUUCUGGGUCCUUCAGGUAAUCUUUGUCUCAUCGCCCUCACUGGUGUACAUGGGCCAUGCUCUCUACCGCCUCCGAGCCCUGGAGAAGGAGCGGCAGAAAAAGAAGGUCCUGCUACGUCGCGAGCUGGAGCUGGUGGACGUGGACAUGGUGGCUGCUCGGAAAACGAUUGAGCGAGAGGUGAGGCAGCUGGAGCAAGGCAAGCUCAACAAGGCUCCGCUGUCGGGGUCCCUGCUGCGCACCUACGUGGCCCACAUCAUUACCCGCUCCGCCGUGGAGGUAGGCUUUAUAACGGGCCAGUACAUCCUCUAUGGCUUCCAGCUCUCCCCUCUCUUCAAGUGUGAGCGUGAGCCUUGCCCCAACGCGGUGGACUGCUUCGUUUCCCGGCCCACAGAGAAGAGUGUCUUCAUGGUCUUUAUGCAAUGCAUCGCUGUAGUCUCCCUCUUCCUAAACAUCUUGGAGAUCAUGCACCUGGGCUACAAGAAGGUCAAGAAGGGCAUCCUGGAUUACUAUCCACACCUGCAAGAUGAGCUUGACGACUUCUACUCAAGCAAAACCAAGAAAGACUCCAUGGUGCAUCAGACAGGCAUGGCUUCCUCCGGCUGUAAUCCCACCAUGGCCUCCGCGCCCAGUGGCUACAACCUCCUACUGGAGCGGGCCCAGGAGGGUCACACCUACCCCCCCCUUAUCAACCCCUCUGCCUUCCUCCCUGUUCAGGGUGAACUGGCUGGUAAACGGAGCGUGGAAGAACUCAAAGAUGCUGCACAUAGCCCGACGGAGCACAACUCCAACUCCAAUAACACCAGCAGUGACAGCCGCUCACCGCCCUGCGACUCAGUGACCCCGCCAAAGCAGGAGGAGCCAGAGGAGUCUGCACACCUUCCCCCUCACAGCGAGGAAGAGAAGAGGGGGAGCCCAGACUCUCCCAGGCGCCCAAGGGAUGCAUCUCACGCCUCCUCCUGCCCGACAUUGCUAGUAGGCGCCGGAAGGAAAACAUGGAGGGUCAACGCUCCCUCAAAUUGUUCCACAGUGGUGGAGGGCAAAAGCUCAGACACAGAUUCUUAUGGGGGUGCUAAGGCCAGUGGUGGGUACCAAGCCCGGACUGCGUCGAAAUCGGAACCCAAAAUGCGUCCCUCCACCCCAGACUCACUGGGGGACUCAAGUUCAGGGUCACAGCACAGUCCGAGAACACCCUCUUCCAAUCGCCGACCAUCAUCCACAAGCAACGCAAGUAGUAGGCGAGCCCCUACAGACUUACAAGUCUGAAUGCUAAGAGUAAAACCUUAUCGCUUGUCCCUCAGACAAAAAAUACUUUAUUUCAAACACAGGGAUCAGAAGAACAUGACAUGAGUUGUGACAUUGUGUGAACUGCUUCGGAGGGAAAUCUGUUGCAGUAGUCCAGCAAAAUGGAUAGAUGUGUUUUAUAAGAUGUCCCCUCUGUUUCUGUUGAUCUGUAUGUGGUAGUUUAUUUUUGUAUUCACCAGCUUCAAAGCCUCCGUCAUACUUUGUGAUGACAUAAGACACAGUAGAUCAAACAUUGGGUGUGGGGACUAGCUAUUGGGAAUAUUGACCUGCUUUUAAAUGUAUUGUGGCUAAUAGAGAAAAACACUGGAACAGUACAGAUCACACAGCAGUGACAACGUUAAUGCUUUCUGUAGGUUUCAGUUCAUUUUAAACACCAUUGUUUAGAGAGAAACCAUGAAAAUAUGUCCUAAUGGCAGCCCAAUUCAGAAUUUUGUUUCACUAAUUGGUCUUUGAACAAUCAGACCAGCUCUGAAAAAUAUCUGAUAUGAAAAGAUCUGAUUGAUCAAAAGACCAAUUAUUGGAAAUGAUCAGAAUUGGGCUGCCUGUCUAAACGCAGCCAAAGUAGCUUUUGACCACUGAAAAUAGAGUAUGUAGACUAAAUGAUGUAUAUUGCAUGAAAGAAUGACCUAAUUUCCUAUUUAUAAAAGCGUAUAUCUUGGUUUUUAUUUUGCAUGAACUACUAUAUGUCCAUACUAUCAUCGUAAAACCAUGUAAGACGGUUACAAUGGCCCUCCACGUUCUUUUAGGCACAGCUUUUCUUUUAAGGGUUGUGGGGUAUUUCAGUUUCUUAUGCAUUUCAAGUAACGCCAGCA